Molecule: messenger RNA, 1884 nt
Organism: Stegodyphus dumicola
Lineage: Eukaryota; Metazoa; Arthropoda; Arachnida; Araneae; Eresidae
Product: chitinase-3-like protein 1
Biological process (GO): chitin catabolic process; carbohydrate metabolic process
Cellular component (GO): extracellular region
Molecular function (GO): chitinase activity; chitin binding
Source: RefSeq, a predicted model, not a curated record
UCGAGCAGCAGGCAAGGAGCUCAAAGUAAGCAUUCUGCGUCUCAGGCCGAAUCUAACGAAGUAAAAUACUUUUGACAUAAGAUUUGCUUCGGAUCAAGUGACAAAUUCUCUACAGCACUGUUGAAUUGUCACCCUCGAGUCAAUAAUGAAGACUUUUGCUUUUGCAAUCUUUGCAGUGCUGCUAAUUUUGGCGCAAAGAUCAUCUGCCGAGCGAAGGAGUAGUAGCGAAUCAUUUGAAUUUUUUACUAGAAAAAUCGUCUGCCACUUCGACUGCCUUUCCUAUAACCGAGGAAGUUUUACACCAGAAGAUAUUGAUCCUUUCCUUUGCACUCAUAUCAACUACGAAUAUGCAAGAUUAAACGAAGAUACCUACGAGAUCGACUAUUUAGACCAAAGCAUAGAUAUUGACCAAAAUUAUUACGAUAGAAUAAUAUCCCUGAGACAUAAAAACCAGGACUUAAAGAUCCUUCUUUCCAUUGGUGGCUGGGAGGACAGUGCCUCAAGCAAGUACUCAGACUUAGCAGGAGAUAAGGAUAGAAGGUCUCAUUUCACCGAAACAGCCAUUAAGUUCUUGAAAAAGCACAGAUUUGAUGGUCUUAACAUCGCAUGGUUAUACCCUAACUGUUGGCAUGGCAAAUGCGGUUCAAAUUCUGACGAUAAGGACAAUUACGUCCAACUCUUAAAAGAAUUGCGCAAAGCUUUCGAUAAGGAGGAUCUUUUACUAACAGCUAGCGUUUCUGCUGUUGUUGAACAUAUCGAUGCAGGGUACGAUGUGCCUGAGGUAACUAAGCUUGUGGAUUACGUUAAUGUGUUGACGUAUGAUUUACACCGUGGAGAGGAAUCAAAAACUGGACAUCACUCACAGUUCUAUAAUAGUUCAAGUAAUUUGGAUGCUUCACCUAAUUUCGAUUUAGCAGCAAAUCACUGGAUAGAUUUAGGUGCUAGAAGGUCAAAGUUAGUCAUGGGUAUCCCAUCUUAUGGAAGGACAUGGACAUUGGCUGAUAAAAACAGUAAUGGUCUUGAUGCUGAUGCUCGUGGCCCAGGCCUAGCGGGAUCGUUAACUCAACGUGAAGGCUUACUUGGCUAUAACGAAAUAUGUCCAGAUGAUGGCUGGACUGAAUUUUCGAACGGUUUAAUUGGAAUUUAUGCUACCAAAGAUGAUCAGUGGGUGAGUUAUGACACGACCAGAACAGCUAUACUGAAAUCGAGAUAUGUUCGCUAUUAUGGCCUCGGGGGUGUAGCAUACAGGUUCUUCUCUACAGAUGAUUAUGAAGGUAAUUGCUUUGGACACAGAUACCCAAUACUGAAAAGCAUUCAUUAUGGACUGGGAGAUUAUGAUGAAAGAUAUCAAGCAAUCAAUGAAGACGAUGUUCAGGGCAUGUUAUCGACUAUACAAUUACCUGGUCUUUCUGACGACAACGAUGACUUGCUGGACACAGAAGAUGAUUUAGAUGAUCUAACCGGUUUGGAUACCGCUCUAGAUGGAUUUGAUUUGAACACUGAUCUGGACACUGGACUGGAAAAUUUGGAUGCUGAUCUAGAUGGAACUGAUUUUAAUGCUGAUGAAGAUAUGGGAGCCGCUCUAGAAGAAGGUACAGCCAAUUUGAACGCCGGUCUUGCCUGGUGAAAUUUUGGGAGAAUUCUUUAAAAUAUUUCUCAAAAUAUCAUAAAUUCAACUCCCAUAGACAUUGUCUCGAUUAACAAAUGACUUGUUUCCAGCUAACUAAUAUUGUAAAGAAAAAAACACGCGUCAACAUCUGCCAAUGAGCGACGCGAUUUUCAAUAGCAAGUGCAAAUGGUGUAUUGUUAAAUGUUUUCCUACUUCUUAUAACAUUGCUCUUGUUUUCGAAGCAAGUGUUAUCAAUAAAAAAUUUAUAAACUGUU